CGUAUAUCGAAUUUUCACAUGAAAUUAUAUCCCAUCAUUAGUAUGACAAGUUUACAAAAAAGAUUUUCAGAUCGAUUUGUUGCAUUUUUUUUUUGCUUGUCGUUUUAGCAUUUUAAAUGGGUAAUUUUUCAAUCGAGUAUUAUUUGAGGACGGAAAAGGAGCAAUAAGAGAUGAAGAAGGUAUUGAACUAAUGGAAGGUGGACGAACUUGAUGUACAAGCGAGGAAAAUAGUUACCAUGGAAUAUUGUUUGAAUCAGCGGUUAGAUAUCAAAGUUGAGACGUUAGAGAGCGAAGAGAAGCCUGCCGUGAAUACUGAUCUAAAAAAAAGAAGAAAAAAGAAAUACACAGUUUAUUCUGAAUAGGGCAAAAUGAAUUUUAUUCUUCGUAUGUUGACUAACGCUUCCAAGAAAAUUGCUCCUGUAGCUAGAAAGCAUAACAUUAAUGAACGCACUGGUCAACGUUGAUGGAAUCAAUACAAAAAAGAAAAAAAAAACCGAUCCGGAUACAUUUUUUCUUGCCAAAAGCUAGAGGCAAUCGCAAGAAGCUUCACAAAGAGCACCAAGCUUUUCUAACUGACUUGUUAGACGAGAAUCCUUCAAUCAACAUUGAACAAGCCUUGCAGCAGCUAACUACUAAGUUUGACUACUUGAAGGCUGAGGGAAAUCAGCAGUUCAUGAGUUUAUUAAAGAUGAUAUGGGAUUCACCUUUGUUAUGAUUGUAGUCGUCUUUACAACUAAGUUAAUAGAAAUAAAUUGUCAUUUAUUAAAUAAG
This is a messenger RNA of Cokeromyces recurvatus, 771 nucleotides long. RefSeq lists its product as uncharacterized. The coding region runs from base 464 to 715 and encodes 83 amino acids. The transcript has a single exon. The record is from RefSeq and is a predicted model, not a curated record. NCBI's taxonomy places the organism in Eukaryota, Fungi, Mucoromycota, Mucoromycetes, Mucorales, Mucoraceae.